Messenger RNA from Podospora pseudocomata, 1761 nucleotides. RefSeq lists its product as uncharacterized. The record is from RefSeq and is a predicted model, not a curated record. The transcript is spliced from 4 exons. Gene Ontology annotation, cellular component: membrane. Gene Ontology annotation, molecular function: phosphotransferase activity, for other substituted phosphate groups. Gene Ontology annotation, biological process: phospholipid biosynthetic process. The coding region runs from base 1 to 1284 and encodes 427 amino acids. NCBI's taxonomy places the organism in Eukaryota, Fungi, Ascomycota, Sordariomycetes, Sordariales, Podosporaceae.
AUGGUACUAGACAGCAGCAGAAGGGCCGCUGCCGAGUGUGUUUCCGAAGAAGCACUCAUCCACCUAAAAUACUACAAAUAUUCCGCCGUCGACAAGUCCCCCAUAUCGAACUAUGUCCUCAAGCACUGGUGGAAUGCGUUUGUGGAGGUUCUGCCAUUAUGGGUCGCCCCAAACAUGGUGACUCUUCUAGGCUUCUUUUGCAUCUUGAUUAAUGUCGCCCUUUUGGUUAUCUAUAUGCCGGAUCUCGUGGGACCUGGCCCAACAUGGUUAUACUUCAGCUUUGCGUUCGGUCUCUUCAUGUACCAGACUUUCGACAACGUGGACGGCAAACAAGCGAGACGUACCGGCACAUCCAGCGGACUGGGAGAGCUCUUCGACCACGGCAUUGACAGCUUGAACUGCACCUUGGCCAGCUUGUUGGAAACCGCCGCAAUGGGUCUCGGGACCUCCAAGUCUGGUGUCUUCACCGCUCUCGUACCUUGCCUGCCCAUGUUCUUCUCGACAUGGGAGACCUACCACACGCACACCCUCUAUCUCGGAGUCAUCAACGGACCGACUGAAGGACUCCUGCUUGCCUGCAUGUUCAUGAUCCUGUCUGGGAUUUAUGGACCGGCUGUUUGGACCGAACCGCUGGUUGAUCUCGCCGAGGGUCGCGUCUACCUACUUAGUAACCUAGGUUUGACAAAGGACACUAUUGGCGACCUGUCGAUCCGGGACAUCUGGGUGGGACUGAUCAUCUUCUCGCUGCUGGCCACCCACAUUCCGUUUUGCGUUUUGAACGUCGUCAAGGCUCGGAGAGCUCGCGGCCAGCCCGUGGCUCCCGUUUUCCUCGAAUGGACCCCCAUGGCCAUCUUCACCUUUAGCAUCGGCGCCUGGGUCUACAGCCCAUACUCGUACAUCCGCACCGACAACCACCUCGUUCUUUUCUGCAUCAUCAUGAGCUUCGUCUUUGGCCGCAUGACGACCAAAAUGAUUCUUGCACACCUUACCAAGCAGCCAUUCCCCUACUGGACCGUCAUGCUGUGGCCGCUUGUUGGUGGCGCCGUCAUGGCCAACCUUCCUCGCAUCGGACUUCCGGCCGUCUCAGCGGAGUAUGAACACAUGUACCUGGUGUCUUACUUGGGCUUUGCGGCGAUUGUCUACUUCCGCUGGGCUUAUCUCGUUACGACGAGCAUUUGCAACUUUUUGGGCAUCAACUGCUUGACCAUUCCUUACGAAAAGCAGAUGGAGAACAAGAGAAAGGCAGCCGGUAUCAUCAACGGGCUUGCGCCAAAGAAGGAUUAAUUGAGAGGAAGAAAGCAUGAGGAGUAGUAGAGAAGAAUGAAACCUUCAUAUGCAUCGGGAUCGGGAAGAAGAGCAGGGCUGUCUUCGUUGGCAGCGGGUCGGUCGUGGGCUGGGAUUUGACUUUCUAAAAAGGUGGUUGGCAUUGCAUUGCAUCCUAGCAUGGCGUUUUUGGGUGUGUUGUCUGUCAUGAUGGCGUUUAAGCCCAUGCCUCAACGGUCAAGGGGUAACGGUUCUUGGCGAUAUCCUCUGGAGAGGGCCUGGAGUAACUUCUCUACAUAUAUACCUGGAUGGGAUUUCUAGAUGUGCUGCUCGAAGCAGGUCGGGUUGUUGUCGUUGUGUCGUAGUAGAUAGCGAGAGGUUUAUUAAUCGUUUUUAAUGUACAUAGUAGUAACAGCGAAUCAACUACGCUGGAUUUCCAUAGAGAUUAAAGAGUUAGAAGAGAAGACAAAUGAAUGAAUGAUAUGGGUAUGGAUGAAA